Molecule: messenger RNA, 1098 nt
Organism: Lathyrus oleraceus (garden pea)
Lineage: Eukaryota; Viridiplantae; Streptophyta; Magnoliopsida; Fabales; Fabaceae
Exons: 4
Coding region: 1-1098 (365 amino acids)
Source: RefSeq, a predicted model, not a curated record
AUGAAUGAUCCUGACCCCCCUGCUCGUGUGAAUAAACCUAUGUCCAUGACUAGCUUCAAUAAACCUAGAUCUGUUACUGCCUUGAGUAAAUCUAGCGUGAUUGUUGCUGAUAGAGACAGUGUUGUUAAGAAUAUAUGUGUGUUGAUCUCUAAUGUUUUAGGGAUUGACCCUAAGACAAAUGUUGUACCCAUUGUCUCCAUAUCCUUGGCCCAACCGGAUAAUAAUACUGACAACCCCAUAAAUGAUCCUGAUGUGCAUGCUUCUACUCUCUCUCCUGAGAAAUCUCAAGACAGGUCUGAUGAUAUCAUGAAUGAGAUGGGCAACAAAGAUAAAAACCAUGUUGGUCAACCCACUGACAUUGUUAAUAUUGAGGAUUUGGACUCUGAUGAUGUCCAUAUCGGGAAAAUACUGGCUCCUAGCAUAUCUAAAAUGUUUAAGAAUAGGAAAGGUCAAGUUGUUGGGUCCUCCAACACUCCCUCCAAAUCUGUCAGGAAGAAGGCUAUUGUUGGUCCCACUAAAAGAUGGAGCAAGGACAUCAUCUCCAUUUCCAAAAAGCAAGCUUCCGGGAAGAAGAUUCCAGCCAACAUUCUUGAAGUUCCACUUGACAACAUCUCUUUUCACUCUAUUGAAAAUGUUGAAAAAUGGAAAUAUGUUUAUCAAAGAAGGUUAGCAUUGGAAAGGGAAUUGGGUAAGGAUGUGUUUGAAUGUAAAGAGGUGUUGAGUCUGAUUCAAGAAGCUAGUCUGAUGAAAACUGUAACAGGUUUUGGGAAGUGCUAUGAAAUGUUGGUAAAAGAGUUUAUUGUGAACAUCUCCAAAGAGUGUGAUAACAAAAUGAGAAAAGAAUUCAAAAAAGUGUAUGUCAGAGGUAGAUGUGUGGAUUUUUCUCCUGAAAUAAUCAACAGGUUCUUGGGAAGAAAUGAAGAAGAACACGCUGCAAUUGGAGUUUCAGACAAUGUCAUCUGCAAAGAGAUCACUACUAAGCAAGCUCUUUCUAAAGAGGAAUGUGAUGAGAAAGCUGAUGGAAUUGAUGAAGAAGAGGAUAAUGAAGACAAAAUUGUUACUAGUGAUGAGGAAGAGACUAGCAGUGAUGAAAAUUAA